AUAUCUCUAUCGUUUGGAUUUUUUCGGUGGUUACAGACAUGCACCCUUCACAAAGGUUUCCUCAAGACCUGCGUUUUGAAUAUUACAUCACAGAGAUGUAUGCAAAGAGCUGCAAUCGACUUCAACUGCCAGAAAGUUAUAUGGAAUAGAUCAUUGCCACUCUAGGAGUAAUACUAGAGUAGAGCUAAAGCAUGGUACCUCAAUAACAACCAAAUCAUCAUCAUCUCUUGGCACCAUUCGUCAAAUGAAUAUCCGUGGGGUAUGAUGGG
Molecule: messenger RNA, 269 nt
Organism: Acanthoscelides obtectus
Lineage: Eukaryota; Metazoa; Arthropoda; Insecta; Coleoptera; Chrysomelidae
Source: the annotation of a GenBank genome assembly